GCUCCGUUGCCGCUCAUCAUGCAGCGUUCCCACACUGCCCUCCCUCUGCCAAGGCGCUGACGGCACUGGCCCAUUGCCAGUCGGUGCGGUUAUUUCGUUUUUCUUACUGCACGUGACUCUGAUUUCAAACUAUGCGACACAUCGCCAUCGUGGGCAUGCGCCACGUUCAUGACGCUCGAACGAAGAAGAAGCGACGAUGAACGUCAACGGUCCGCCAGCCAUCGCUCCGAUUCAAGGUAACCGGCAAACCGGCGAACUACCGUCACAGUGGCGAGGACAAAAUGAAGGUGCCGUGCAGGCCCCGCCAGCCCCACCGGUCAUUGUCUGUGCACCUGGCCUCGAGUACCUGGCGUGCCUUGAUCAAAUCAUAAUACGACAGCGACUGCAAAUAUUCCAAGGCUGUUCUUGCGAAAGACGCAACAGGUACGUUGCGUCAAACUCAAUGGGACAAAUUAUCUACAAUAUGACUGAAUAUUCUGAGCGUGGUGCACACUUUUGGCACGGGCGGGCGCGUAGCUUCGAGAUGGACGUCUUGGACCACAGGAACGCCGUCGUGAUGCAUUUCGUGCGGCCCCUGAGAUGCAUGAUCUCGUGGUGUUGUUGCGACCGCCAAGAAAUGGAAGUUCAAGCACCCCCAGGAAACGUCAUGGCAAUGAUACGCCAGGAGUUCUCCAUGUGCGGUCCGAAGUUCUCCAUUAAAGACCGCAAUAGCAGAAGAGUGCUGGACAUAGUAGCACCAGCCUGCAAAACCGGCGUACCUUGUGAUGGGGUCGUCGAGUUUGCGGUGCUCAGCACAAAUGGCGUCGUCAUAGGCAAGAUCACCAAGCUAUGGGGUGGGGCCCUAACGGAGGUUUUCACGACCGCCAACAAUUUCGGCGUCACAUUCCCAUUGGACUUGGAUGUGCACAUCAAGGGCGCUCUCAUCGCAGCCACUAUACUCAUUGUAAGCAAUGGGCUUGACAUCGCCUCCAAAGCUGCUUGCCGUCUGGAACGCAUUUUGCAUGUGUUAACUGUGUGGUCAUCGCCCGGCGCCGGCAUGCCUGCUUUACGGCGGGCAUAUGACUACAUGUUCUUCGAAGUAUGAAACGGGUAGAGCGACGACCGUCAGCCCGGAGUGUUUGCGUGAUUCGGCUGAAAUUGACCAGAAAACGCCCAUUUUUGUGUUCAAGGAGGUAAAAGCAAUCACUUCCGGACAUGGA
Dermacentor albipictus is the source of this 1199-nucleotide messenger RNA. Its product is annotated as phospholipid scramblase 1-like. Gene Ontology annotation, biological process: plasma membrane phospholipid scrambling. NCBI's taxonomy places the organism in Eukaryota, Metazoa, Arthropoda, Arachnida, Ixodida, Ixodidae. Gene Ontology annotation, cellular component: plasma membrane. The record is from RefSeq and is a predicted model, not a curated record. Gene Ontology annotation, molecular function: phospholipid scramblase activity.